AUGGGAUGGCUCAAGGCAUGUGACGUAGAUUCGUCGCUACACACAUGGUCUCACCGUUUUCCUAUUAAAUGUCUUACCUCAAAGCUUAAAUCUACAGAAAACCAGUUCAAUCACAUUUUGUCUUUGGCAAAACAGAAAAACAAAAUGGAAUCACAUAUCGUUUGUAGCGCACAAAAACCACACGUAGUUUGCGUGCCUUACCCAGCUCAGGGACACAUCAACCCGAUGCUGAAAGUGGCUAAACUCCUUCACGUCAAAGGCUUCCACGUAACCUUCGUCAACACCGUCUACAACCAUAACCGUCUACUCCGUUCCCGUGGACCCCACGCCCUCGACGGGCUUCCUUCCUUCCGGUUUGAAGCCAUUCCUGACGGUCUACCAGACACCGACGUGGAAACCACGCAGGACAUCCCCACCCUUUGUGAGUCCACUAUGAGGAACUGUCUAGGGUCGUUCAAGGAGCUUCUCCGGCGGCUUAACACCGGAGAUGACGUUCCUCCGGUGAGUUGUAUCUUAUCCGAUGGUUGUAUGAGCUUCAUUCUUGAUACUGCGGAGGAGCUUGGAGUCCCGAAGGUUCUUUUUUGGACCACUAGUGCUUGUGGCUUCAUGGCUUAUCUACACUUUUAUCUCUUCAUCGAAAAAGGUUUAUGUCCAUUAAAAGGUACGUGUUCUUAUUGA
Messenger RNA from Arabis nemorensis, 678 nucleotides. The record is from the annotation of a GenBank genome assembly. NCBI's taxonomy places the organism in Eukaryota, Viridiplantae, Streptophyta, Magnoliopsida, Brassicales, Brassicaceae.